Phytophthora sojae is the source of this 1101-nucleotide messenger RNA. RefSeq lists its product as hypothetical. The transcript has a single exon. The annotation marks the transcript as partial. Lineage: Eukaryota; Oomycota; Peronosporomycetes; Peronosporales; Peronosporaceae. The record is from RefSeq and is a predicted model, not a curated record.
AUGACGCUGCUCAAGCCUCUCCUCUCACUCUUCAGUCUCGUCGUAACUCUCCGCUUCGCGUCGGGCAUCGAGUACACCUCCAAUGGAGUCGCCAUCGUGGGCACGACGGAGCCCCUCGACAUCAACGUGACCGCCGGCACCUCCCGCGAGGACCUCAUCUCGUACCAAUUCGCGUCGUACAUCGCCGUCCACUUCGCCGACUUCAACCUGCCGGACGGAGAUUCCGUGGUCAUCUCGUCCCCAGACGCCAACUCCUCCGUCUCGCACACGUACACAGGGCGGGGGCGGGACCAGAGCGGCACGUUCAUCGCCAGCUUCGUGCCCGGUAACUCCGUCACCGUCACGUACAAGUCCGUCGGAGCUGCCACAGCCGGACAGGGCUACCGCAUCACUGGCUACUCGCGCGGAUACCCGACCAUGGACCAGGAGUCCAUCUGCGGCGACGGAGACCAGUCGCUGCCCGCCAAGUGCUACGCGCCCGGCACGAACCUGUCCGAGGGGCUGCCUCAAGCCUACAAGAAGGCGCAGGCCGUCGCUCGACUGCUGAUCAACGGCACGUACCUGUGCACUGGCUGGCUCGGAGGCAGCGAGGGCCACCUCUUCACCAACCACCACUGCUUCGAGCAGGAGGACUGGGCACUCACCACGGACUUCGAGUUCGCAGCUGAGAGCUCGUCGUGCAGUGACCAGUGCGAGACGCAGCUCGGUUGUGCCGGGACGAUCGUGGCCACGACGUCGACACUCAUCGCCGACAGUGAGGACAUCGACUACUCGGUGGUGAAGCUGCCGGACUGCGUGGACCUGUCGGCGUACGGUUAUCUCCAGCUGCGCGAGUCGGGGCCGGUGGUGAACGAGUCCAUCUACGUGCCGCAGCACCCGGACGGCUACGCCAAGCGCAUCGUGAGCACUGUGGACGACGGAGGUGACACGACGAUCCUCAGCGUUGGAGAGGACGGAAGCUGCGGGACGGAGCAGGUGGGCCACGACGCUGACACGCAGGGAGGCUCCUCCGGGUCGCCUUUGAUCUCGUCCAGCGACAACCUGGUGGUCGCCAUUCACCACUGCGGAGGCUGCGCGAACGCAGCGAUCGACGUCCGCACG